Messenger RNA from Chironomus riparius, 4483 nucleotides. Lineage: Eukaryota; Metazoa; Arthropoda; Insecta; Diptera; Chironomidae. The record is from the annotation of a GenBank genome assembly.
GGGGGGACAGAUUCUACGCUAUAUUUUAUUAAUACGUCAACAGUUCGAAGAAAUAUCUUUAAAUUCACGAUAUUAGCUAAUUAAUCUACUUUGUUACAUGUGAAAAGCAUUUAAUACUAUUAAAUUAUCUGUCGGAAGUCAAAAAACUUGUGAAGUUUAGACGUCUUAAUAGUUAAUUCUGUCGAAGAAAAAAAAGUUCCGAAUCACAACCAAUCAUUAAUCUAGUAAAAGAACGAUGAAGAUUAAGGAAUUACAAAAGUCAGUGAAUGUUGCGUGGUCACCGGAAUCGCAAGACCGAAUUUUAUUAGCUGCCGGUUCAGCAGCACAGCAAUUGCUAGAUACAUCAUUUAAUAGCUCAAAUCCACUUCUUGAACUUUAUAGUCUAAAUUUAUCGGAUACUAGCUAUGACUUAGAAUUGGUCGGUAGUCAACAAAGUGAUCAUAAAUUUCAUAAAUUAGUAUGGGCUCCAUUCGAUAAUUCAAAUCAAUAUCCGAAUGGAUUAAUCGUGGGAGGAUGUGAGAGUGGCUAUUUAAAAAUUUACAACGUAUCAAAAAUAUUGGCUGGUGAAGAUGCACUUGUCGCUCAAUCUAAUAAACAUAUUGGACCGGUUCGAACACUUGACUAUAAUCCAUUCAAGACGAAUUUGAUUGCAUCUGCAACAUCGGAGUCAGAAAUUUUCAUUUGGGAUGUCAAUAAUACAAGUGUUCCAAUGACUCCUGGCCAAAAAACUCAGCCUCUUGAAGACGUUUGUGGAGUUGCAUGGAAUUUACAAGUUCAGCAUAUUCUUGCAUCGACGUUUGCUACACGAUGUGUCGUCUGGGAUUUACGUAAGAAUGAGCCGAUUAUUAAAUUGAGUGACUCUCAAUCUCGUGUUAGAUGGAGGGCUGUAAAUUGGCAUCCAGACAUUGCUACUCAAUUGUGGCUUGCUUCUGAAGACGAUCAAACGCCUGUCAUUCAACUUUGGGACUUGAGAUAUGCAACAGCACCAUCAAAGACUUUACAAAUUCAUUCUCGAGGAGUUUUAGGAAUGGCAUUAUGUCCAAAAGAUACUGAACUAAUGAUUUCAUGUGCUAAAGACAACAAAAUUUUAUGUUGGAAUACAAGUUCAGAAGAUAAUCAUGGAGAAAUUUUGUCAGAAAUUGCCUCUACUAGUUCGUGGUAUUCUGAAAUUACAUGGUGUCCUAAAAAUCCAGCACUUGUUGCUGCAUCAAGCUUCGAUGGAAAUGUUUCAGUUUAUUCACUAUUUGGGGGAGCACAACAGCAAGUUCAAACAUCAAAUAAAAUUGCCGAUUCAUUUCCUGGAAUGGAGAGCAUUCCUCAAGAAUAUUCUACCCAAACGGCUGCACAUGCUCAAAUCUUUCAUGACUUAAAAAGACCACCAAAGUGGUUUAAACGUCCUUCAGGAAUUUCAUUCGGAUUCGGUGGAAAGUUUGUGACAUUUAAUGGCACCAACAAAACGAUUGAAAUCAAGCAACUAAUUACUGACGAGAACUUGGUAAAGAAAUCGACGGAACUUGAGAAUGUUUUAACACAAGGAAACUAUGUAGACUAUUGCAGACAAAAGGCUGAUGAUAGUAGCGAUCAGCAUAAGCGAUAUAUUUGGUACUUUUUAAAGGCAUACUUUGAAGAGAAUCCAACAAGCGAAUUUUUAAAUUUAUUAGGAUAUCAUACAGAAGACAUUGCCAGCAAAUUUAGCAAAUUCGUUGAUGAUAAGGACAGUACCUCUAAUAAUGUUGAUGGAGUUACGAACCAAAUGGCUCAAUUAAACAGGAAUCGUUUUUUAAUUCAAAAGAUUGACUCAAUUGAUGAUCCAAGCAGCGAUGCGACUGACUUGUCGAAUCAAGACGAUAUGAAUGGAAUAAAUGAAUCAACUGCUGGAAAAAUCCCAUACAAACUUUCAACAUCUGGAUCUGAGGGUUUAAUUUGUGAGGCACUGUUGACUGGAAAUAUUACAUCAGCAGUUGAAUUGUGCAUGAAUGCUGGUCGUUCAACAGAUGCAAUAAUUUUAGCAUCUUUGGGCGGAAGUGAUUUACUUGCAAAGACACAAUAUCGUUAUCUAAAAAACAACGACAGUUUUAUUUCAAACUUGAUAUCGGCAAUGGUAAUGGCUGAUUGGAGUGGCGUUAUUUCUCAAUGUACUAUUGAUUCAUGGAAAGAGGCUCUUGUUGCAGCACUGACUCAUAGUAAAGAUCAAUCGAAUUUGUUGUGUGAACGUCUUGGCGAAAGAAUGCAAAUGGAAUCUGGAGGAGAUUUAUCGAUAAUUCAAGACUCAAUUCUAUGCUAUAUUUGUGCUGGAAAUAUCGAGAGAAUUGUUGAUGCUUGGUGUACAGUUAAUGGACACGAUUCAUUGGAUGAUUCCGGAAAGUUACAAGAACUGAUAGAAAUUGUUAUAUUAUUAAAUAAAGGAAUGGAACGUCAUGGACAAAAUAUUCCAGUUUAUGGACGAUAUGCUGAAUUAUUGUCUAAAUAUGCUUCAUUAUUAGCUGCUCAAGGAUCCCUUGAAAUGGCAUUAACUUAUGUUGGGACGUCUUGUGAUGAUCCACAUAUUGUAGAUCUUCGUGAACGAUUAUAUUAUGCAUUAGGACAUAAGAAUCAAUCUUCAAUAAUUCAACAAAGGCAACGAUCGACUUCUGGUUUUGGACAAAAUUUCCAAACUGGUCCAAGACUUUCUCAUCCACGUACUGUAUCAACAUCAUCGACUGGCAUGGCAACAAACAACUUUAAUGCUGGACUUCCAAAUUCAUCAACUAAUGUUAUGCCACCAACAACUUUCAAUACAGGACUUCCCAAUUCAGGAUUAACUAAUAAUUAUGUUGAUCAAAUGUGGUCACAGUCGCCUGUUCAACCACAAUUACAGCCAGUUCCUAAGCCACCAACAUUUAUGAAUCCAGUUGAGAAUAUCUCUCAACCUCCAAGACCAUCGAGUGUUUCAAGUGUGUCUAGUCAAUCUAACACAACAACAUCAGGUCCACCAAAACCCAAACGUUUACUUGAUCCAUCUGUUCAAUCGAAUGCUGGAUAUGGACAAAUCCCACCAUCUGCUCCAUAUAAUCCAAACCCUCAUUUUAAUAAUAAUCCUAUUCAGCCAGCAUUUAAUACCCAACCUAUUAAUACAAUGCCAUUACAAACACAGCCACAAAUGAUGUCAAGUUGGGAUCAACAGAAUGUUUAUGGUUAUCAAAAUACGAAUAAUAAUGCUAUGAAUGGCAAUUUAGCACCACCACCGAUGCCCCAACAUGCUAUUAAGAAUCCAACACCUCCUCCAGGCUGGAACGAUCCUCCAGAAUUUAAGCCUAAAAGCCAGUUUGUAUCGACCAAAAGUGAUAUGUCAGCUGUUCAUGCUGGCACAAAAAAAUGGCUCCAAAAACAUAGUGAUGGUUACUCUAAUUCUUCUUCUACUUCUUCCGAGCUUAAGAAAGAUGUGUCUGCUGCACCUAUUAUGCAUCCAAUAUUUGGAGCUUCAGAUCCUAAUCAAGUGCCUCCAGCUAAUAAUAUGAUGAAUCCUUUAAUGCCAGCACAAAAUCAAUAUGAACAACAAUCAUAUGGAACAGCACAGCCACCAACACAAAUGCAACCUACUGCUCCGAUGAGUGUUAUGAAUCCAACCAACUUCUAUCAACCUCAACAACAACAACAAAUGCCGGAUAAUAGUAAUAAUAUGAUAAAUUAUCAAAACUUUAACAGCUUCGUUGGGGCUCCACAACAACAGGAAAUGCCAGUUCAACCAACUGUUCAGGAAGUCGUGAAAGAGAAGCCACCACUUCCAGAAGAAUUCAUUUAUUUACAGACAGUUUUAGAAGAGCUUAAGACGCAAUGCAUUAAUAGAGCCACCAAUCCACAAAUGAAGCGUAAAUUAGACGAUGUUUCGAGACGAUUAGAAUCACUUUAUGAUUUGUUGCGAGACAAUAGGCUCUCCACCAACACACUCGAAUCUUUAAAUCAAAUGGUGCAAUUAAUACAGAUCGGUGACUAUGCAAAUUGUCUAGGAUUGCACACACAGAUGGUGUCAGGUCCUGAGUUCGCGAAAAUUGCAACAUUCAUGCCUGGAAUGAAAAUUUUAAUUCAGCUUGCUAUACAAUUACAAGUGUUUUUAAGAUAAGCAUCUUGUUGCCACUAACGACAUAGCUUAAUCAAAAUUCGAUUUAUGUUACUUCUAAUAUUUUUUUUUCUUUCAUAAAAAUGAAUGAAUAAGGGAUUAUUUACUAAUGACGUCCAACAUUGUGACACUUUAUAGAUAUUUCUUAUUCUAUGAAAAACGUAUGACAGACUUGAUUUUGAUCGGGUCUGAAAAUUCAAUUUUUAAUCGACAUCAUUAGUAAAUGAUCCCUAAAAUUGUACUACGAUAAUGAACAUUAUUACUUCAAACAUAUAUACUAUUAUUUACGUUAAUUUAAUUAUAGAUGAUUAUGAAAAAUUUUAUGUAAUAAUUCAUACAUGGAAAAUCAUUAAUAAAAGUUGAUGAUGAUGAUGAGUAAAAAUAGAA